Acaromyces ingoldii is the source of this 4013-nucleotide messenger RNA. RefSeq names its product RdRP-domain-containing protein. The transcript is spliced from 7 exons. The record is from RefSeq and is a predicted model, not a curated record. Gene Ontology annotation, cellular component: nuclear RNA-directed RNA polymerase complex. Lineage: Eukaryota; Fungi; Basidiomycota; Exobasidiomycetes; Exobasidiales; Cryptobasidiaceae. Gene Ontology annotation, biological process: siRNA processing. Gene Ontology annotation, molecular function: RNA-directed RNA polymerase activity. Bases 13 to 3852 code for a protein of 1279 amino acids.
GGAACCGACACGAUGACGGAGAGGAUUCUGGCCAGCCCAGAGAGCCUCAUCAAGUAUCUCAAGCUGGACAAUGAGAUACGGCUGACGAGAGAGCAUGAGGCGCGCAUCAAAAGACUGCACUUGGAGAAUCGAGCGGCGCUGGAGAGGGCCUUGGCCAGGUUCGACAGCGCUGGGUUGCGUCGACCACUGGCGCCACACGCUGCACUUCGUCGGGCGGGCAAUUUUCUCAAAGAUGUCGAUGAAGCACUCUCGAGAGGAAACGCCGCUCAUCUUUCGCCAUCUCCCCCUUCCUCUCCCUCUCCAUCCUCUUUCUUUUCUCCUUCUCCCCUCUUGCCCGGCUCAAAAUCGAUGGCUACGCGACGGGGCUCAAUAACAAGCACGCCAGAGCCUGCAGAGACGCCCAAUAUUCCAUCCAAUGCACCAUCAAUAUGUGACCUGUCCCCAAGCCAAUCACCUGACGACCAAGACCAUACCCACGAAUCGCCACCCAUUGCAUCGUCUGAAUUUGGCGACCUCUCCCUCGACAGCAAGCUCCUCGAAGUUGACCUUGACAUGGCUAGCGGAGGUCUCGAGGAAGAGAAGGAAGACAAACGCGGUACGCGGCGCCCUCGUAGCCCAGAAGCAACUGCCCCAAUAGCCUUCAAGAAUUUCAACAGUCCAGAGAAGCGUGCGCGCGUUAAAUGCGAUGGUGUCAAGCCCCAAUCACCUGCCAGAGAUGCUCGCCAAACAGAGGCUGGCAAGGUAAACGAGCGACUGGCGAAGCAAAAGAGAGAGAUUAAGACGACCGUGCCACACAAUGUCAACGUCGUCGGCUCACGCAAAGAGAUGGAGCUGCUACACGGUCUCAUGCACAACCACUCAUACGAGCCCAUCUGCUUUGGUGCCCAUUACUAUUUCACUAUGCUGGUCUCGCGAAACAUCGUUAGCUGGGACACGAUCCAUCUUCCUUCGCUCAACGCGCUCCGAGGGCUCAGCAACCGAGAAGCUGCUGCGAGGCUCCAGGAGCCGCCAUUCAACCUCAUGCCCCUCGACGCUUCAGCGUUCGAGGACCUGGACAAGGAGGAGGAAGCGCUCCAGAGGCACGGCAUCUGCGUCGAUACGGAAAAGGGCUGGUGCGGUGGCAGAGUCUUUUUCACCGGUACCCUCGGACCAGAUCCUGGUUGUCCAGAUGACUUCACAGUGAAGCUGGAUCCCCCCAGAUGUGCACAUAGCACCAGGUUCUCUCGGCGGUUCGGGAGCGCACGGUUCCUGCGCAUCAGACUUCACCACACAGCGAUGACAACGCCAAAUCGCAAUUCUCUCAAAGUCUUCCUCACCAAGGAUUUCUUCCUCGCCGGUAGACGCUAUCGUCCUCUUCUCCAGCGCGACGACACCAUUUUCCUCUUCAAUAUCGACGACGAUAUGCCUUCGAUCGCGAGCUUCCUUGACUGGCACGGUCCUUUCGCUCAAAAUGGGUCGACAAAGCUUCUGAAGUACCUUCAGCGCCUCGUUCUCGGCUUUUCUUCGAGCAUUGCGGGCCCGACGCUACCGCCCGAGUCAGUCUCGUUUGAGCGAGACAUUGUCGCACCUACUGGCCAGAUCAUGACCGAUGGCGCAGCAGCCAUCAGUGAGGAAGCAUUGCGAGCGGUGACAGGAGCUGCAGGAUGGGAAAGGCCUCCUGCUGCCUUCCAGGCGCGCUUCGCGGGUGCCAAAGGCAUGUGGUACGUCGAGCCGCAAAGCGCGCCAGGCAUGCACCUGUCGAUUCGCGACAGUCAGCUCAAGCUCAAGCGGCCCGAGCCAUGCUCAGAAGACCCAGCACUCAACACCAUCGAUGUCCUGUCGCCGGCCCAGGUCUCGUGGCCAAGCACGCUGAGCAAGCAGAUAGUUCUCGUCCUCGCACACAACGGCGUCAGCUACGAGACGCUAAUCGAGCUACAAAGCGUGUCGCUGAGGCAGGUCACCGACCAGCUCAGCUUCGACCGUACGUGCACUGAAUUGGUCAGAGCGGUCGACAAGUUCGGCAACGUCUCCAACAACCGCAACAAUCGCAACCAGCUUGACGCAAGGGCAAGGGGGUUGAAGAGCAGACUCGAGGACCAGCGUGAUCGAGACGGCAAGGAAGAAGAGGACGGCGAGCUGUUCACCACGCCAAAAUCAAAGUUGGAGAAGUGCUACGAGAUGCUCUUGGCCGGUUUUCAUCCUCGCCAAUCGGCCUAUCUCGCCGAUCAGAUGGUCGACGCGACCAGGGAUAUCCUGCAUCGGGCGCUCAACAAAUUCCAGAUCAAGGUACCAAGGAGUGUAGAGGUCAUUGUCAUCCCCGAUCCCGUGGGAGUACUCGAAGAGGGCGAGGUGCAACUCACAUUCAAUUCCUCCAAGAUGCCGAGAGACCCUGACUCUGGCGUCGACAUUCCGGCUCUUGAAGGCGACGUCCUUGUUACCAGACACCCGUGCUUGACUCCGGCAGACUGUCGCAGAGUCAGAGCGACGACGUACAAAGCUUUAGAGCGCUACUCUGGCCUGAUUGUCUUCAGCACGAAAGGCGAUCGAUCUCUCGCUGAUGUUCUCUCCGGCGGCGACAUGGACGGCGACACUAUACGUGUUAUCUGGGAACCGACGAUCGUCGAAGGGUUCAAAAACGUCGAUCUCGAGCGAUGUAAGCCUAGCAUCAGCCUCGACGACGCCUUUCAUCGCGACGAGCGAACUCUCGAUUCGUUCCUCCAAACGUCUGGAGACGGCGAGGAUCGAGAUGUAGCGCUCGUUCAGAUUGUCACACAGAACGUGUUUGCAAUGGACCUCGUCGGCGUCUAUGGGAAUCUGACGCUGUGCUCUGCCUACAAGAAUGGUUUGCAGCAUCAGGAUACCAUCGACAUGGCCUUCAAAUUCAACCAAACGAUGGACGGCGUCAAGAAUGGCGUCUACAUCAAGGACGAGGUGUUGAGAGCCGAUCAAAUGCGGUACAACGAGAAGCUACCCAAUUGGGAAAGCCAAAGCGCUGACUCUAUUGCCAACGUGAUCAAGAGGGAUCAGUCGCUCCCGCCUUGCAUCCUCGAUGUCCUCUGGCUGGUAGGAUCGGAAGAGGCGAGCCAAAUCGUGCGUAAAAGGGGGCUAGAAGUAUUGAAUGCCGACGACGAUGACCCUGAUCUGGCUUCUUUAUGGAGCGAGAGCAUUGCGAAGGGUAGAUUGUCUACCACACAGCAGCUGGCGAUCAAGUCUCAUAUCGAUAAGUUUUUCGAGACCUACACUUCGCUGUGGACGAACCAUUACAAGGCAACGCCAGGCAGAGCAAUAUCCAGAGCUAGCACUCCGCACGGAAAUGCAGGUAAUACUUCACCAACCAAGACUUCACCAGCCAAGAGGCAGACCGCCUCCAAACCUCCUCUCGACAGCCACGAUGACCACGGUGAUACGCUUGCUUCUCGGGAGGUCGCGACUACCGUUUUGCAUCUUUAUCAUUCCUGGCAAACCUCCAAAAUCGGCCUCGAUAUCUGCGGUGUUGAUCCCCUCAAGUCCGCUCGAGUCUCUCCUUUCCUUACUCCACCAACUUCAUCUCAAGGCUCCGAGCCCGGUUCUGUUGCAACAUCUAGCCUGCGAGGCGGUGGCGAACCUAGCAAUUAUAACAGUUGCCAUCUCGAGGCCAGGCUCACAACUCCCGAGCUUCGUUUUUACAAGCAGCUCGUCGCGAGCUGUCUCUACGCGACUGCGGUGGAGCAGACCAAAGGCGACAAGAGUCGCAGGAUCAAGAGGAUCAAGCUUGCCUUUGAUGUGGCGUGGCGCGAUUUGAUCGACUGCAAGGUCGCUAAGAGACCCAGCGUCACAAUGACAUAUGCCACCUACCAAUCCCUGCGUCUAAUGCGACAAGCUGCCGACGUUUGACAAACGAUGCCCUGCUCAUCUCUUCGCUUGCUUCGUGAUUUUUACGCCAUCAUUGCCAUCCAAAAUCUCUCAUGCUCGUGUCGCUUUGUUAGACUACAAUUGUACCAUUCACAUCACUCUAGAAGGGGUAUUCAUCAUUACAUGCUUGUCUAAAUACAAUG